This is a messenger RNA of Solenopsis invicta (red fire ant), 3835 nucleotides long. RefSeq lists its product as uncharacterized. Gene Ontology annotation, biological process: proteolysis. NCBI's taxonomy places the organism in Eukaryota, Metazoa, Arthropoda, Insecta, Hymenoptera, Formicidae. Gene Ontology annotation, molecular function: aspartic-type endopeptidase activity. The record is from RefSeq and is a predicted model, not a curated record. The transcript is spliced from 17 exons. The coding region runs from base 1111 to 3519 and encodes 802 amino acids.
UCUAAUAAAAGGAACAAGCAAAAGUUAUUUAAAAUUAAAAAAAAAAUUGUUAACCUAGGUUUUGUGUAACAUUGCGCAAAUUUCUUCGAAUUAAUUUUUUUUUAUUUGAAGAAACUUUUUUUGGGUGUAUUCAAGGGCUACUUUUUUGUAUCCGAUCAGGCGAUCAUUAAGUAAUAAAUCACGUAGCUCUAUUUUUUUUCUUAUUUAUUCGUGACGACUCCCUUAUUUCUCCAUUUUUCUGUCUUUUUAUUAAAUUUUAUUAAAUUUAUUUUAUUAAAUUUUCUAACCGUUUAUUUAAAUAAUCUGCUUAUCUCAAUGAUUGACCUCGAGAAUCUUUCUUACCGAAUUAAAUCGACAGCAGGAUUGACGAAUCCAGCUAACGGGAAUUAUUGAAACAGGCGUUGUGAACAGUUCAAUAGCGUUCUAUCUGCUGUUUUAAAAUACGCAACGCGGAAAUGGUAGAUUGCGUAGAAAUUGUAGACUUUGUCCUUAAGAAAAUUUCAUUCUUAUUAAUAUUUUUUUUAUUAUUGGGCGCCUCUUAAUAUAAAACGGUGAAAUUUUAUUAAAACAAACCACAAUGUAAAUUAUAAAAUUUUAUCAUUAUUAUUAUUCUAAGACCACUCAGUUUUAAAAAUUGGCACUUGAUCUAGUCUCUGGCCAAAAGAAUUCAAUUCCUUGACCAAUAAUAAAAGGACCACCGAGUGACAUAAUAGCAUUCAUAUGGGGCGUUGACUCACAUUUGGAGCCUUGCAUAAGUUCGACUCGUGACAUGCAUCUUAGCUUGAACACGUGCUUACGAGAAGUUUCUUGUUACUCCCUUUUCUGCCUUAUUCAAAUCUUAAAUCUGAUAAAAAUAUAUAUUUUCCCAACGGUUAGACGUUACAGAGUUAUUGUGAUCGCUUUUAAAACGCUUUACAUAUUUUGCCGCUAUUUCUUCUCUUAUGUGAACAAGCAUGCGCGCGUACGUUUGUAUAUAAACAGAGAGUUUGAAGCACAAAUGACUGAGUACGCUUCUUUCUUUCUAUGUGUUCGGAUCGUGGACCGGUUCGAAAAGGAAUUAUAACGGCCAUAGAACUUUCUUGACUUCUGCAGUUUUAUUUGCCGCGAAACAUGGAAACAUUUAUGGGAAAUGUACUUCGAUUCUUCGUGGUGAUUGCAGUGAUUGCACUGAUUAACGCAGAUGAUUUGAUUAAAGUCCCUUUACUCAAGACAUAUUUCGCAAUUGAAAAUGUAACGGUGGGCGGUUUCGGCAUGGCGCGUCAGACUGUAAGGAUAUCUCACGCUCUAUACUAUGGUAUUAUUGGUAUCGGAACUCCAGCUCAGAAUUUUUCGGUACUUUUUGACACUGGUACCUCAGAUUUCUGGAUACCAGCCAAAAACUAUAGUAUUGGCUCUAACCGUGCUAUGCCAUAUAGAAAAUAUAGAAACAAUUUAUCCAGUACGUACAGACGGAAUGAUACUCAAUUUGUUGUCCUCUAUUCUGACGGUUUUCUGGACGGAUACUUAUCUACUGAUGUAGUGCAUAUUGGAGGCGUUACUAUUCAAAACCAAACAUUCGGGGAAAUAAUAAGCGUAUCAGGGUCAGUACUUCCCUUUAGGAAAUUUGACGGUGUCAUAGGGAUGGCUUUUCCCCAUCUGUCUUCCAAAAGAAUGACUCCUGUCUUCAACAACAUGGUAGCAGAAGGCUUGGUACCGCAUUCCGUGUUUAGUUUCUAUCUAAAUCGAGAUCCCACGACUAUGGUGGGUGGUGAACUGAUAUUGGGUGGUUCUGAUCCCUCUCAUUACGUAUGGCCAUUUACAUAUGUUAAUGUUCGCGACCGAACAUUUUGGGAAUUUAACAUAGACAAAGUUAAAAUAGGAAACGUCACCUUGUGCAACAUUGGAGACUGUACAGGAUUCGUUGACACUGCCAUGACUCUGAUGAUUCCACCACCAAGUAAUGUCAGUUUUAUUAACCGUUACAUUAACACUACAUCUGCUGCUGGAGUAGAAUAUGUGGACUGUAACAGGAUUCCUGAUUUGCCUUCAAUUAAUUUCGAACUAGGUGGUACAUAUAGUAGGACGUUCACUCUCACUGGUGAAGAUUACGUUAUUAAGGUCACAACGAAUAAUAUGACAAAGUGCAUAAGCGGUUUCGACACUAGGAUACGUUCGCAUAAUGCGCCGUGGGUUUUCGGCGAUAUAUUUCUUAGUCGGUACUAUACAGAAUUUGACAUGGAGUAUGGGCGAGUGGGAUUCGCCCCUUUGAAAAGACAACGUCUUCAUCGUCCACAACAUUAUAUACUGAGCACUGAAUACAUGUCGCAUAAUGUUACUGUCAAUGUAAUAGUUCAGACACUUCUGAAACCUUCUCGAUACUUACGGAUUCAGACGCCGAGAAAUAUGGGAAACAUGUUUCGCUUCUUCGUAAUAAUUGUGGCACUUGUUGUGCUGAUCGAUGCACACUUGUUCAGAAUGCCGUUAUUUAAGGCGAAUCGCACUCGCAUUCGAAAUUUGUCGGACGUUGGCAAUCGGAGGCAACAUCGUAUGAUAAAUUAUGGGAAAACUUCGUAUUAUGGUGUUAUUUCAAUUGGAACUCCUCCGCAGAAUUUUACUGUAAUUAUAGACACCAGUUCCUCAGACCUCUGGGUAUUAUCCAAAGGUCGCGGCAAUGGCAACAACACUUUCCCGGGACGUAAAGCAUAUGAUAACACGAAAUCCAGCACACACAUAUCAGAUCUAUCACAUCUUUCGUUAACGUUUCAAUACGUUGGUGGAUAUCUGUCCGGGUAUACGUCUAUGGACACCGUGAAUUUUGCCGGUUUAAAAAUUCAAAGCCAAAUAUUUGGGGAAGUGAUAAGUGGACCGGAAUCAUUCUUCUCCAAUUUCGAAUUCGAUGGUGUCCUGGGGCUGAAUUAUCCUACGUUUUUGUUGAAUGAAAGAGGAAUGCUUCCUCUUUUCAGAAACAUGAUCUCGCAACGUCUGGUGGAGCGACCCGUUUUUAGUUUCUAUCUAAAUCGAAACCCCUCGGACGCUGUGGACGCUCAAAUGGUAUUGGGCGGUUCCGAUCCUGCUCAUUACGAUGGAGAAUUUACGUAUGUUAAUAUUAUCACCGAAAGCUACUGGCAAUUUAUCAUGGAUAAGGUUCAAAUAGGGGAUACCAUCUUAUGCGCGAACGGCUGUGAAGCUAUCGCUGACACGGGAACGUCCGCGAUAACUGGACCAUCAACGAAUAUCGCAAUCAUUAAUGGACAGAUUGGAGCUGUUAAUGUUAAUGGAGAAAAAAUUGUGGACUGCGACAAGAUUCCUAAUUUGCCUAAAAUUGACUUUGUCCUGGCUGGUAAAAGGUUCAGUCUUACAGCCGAAGAUUAUAUCUCUAAGAUUAAAGAAAACGGUAGAACGACGUGUAUAAGCUUGUUCAAAGAUGAGGUUACCUACGUGAACGCUCCGAUAUGGGUUUUAGGCGAUGUAUUUCUUGGUCGGUUCUACACCGAGUUUGACAUGGAAAACCGUCGAAUAGGAUUUGCUCGUGCGAAAUAAAUUAAAUUGCCUACUCAUUUAGUUAUCGUUAAAUGUUAAAAGAUGACAAUAAUUAAGUGACUAAAGUUAUAAAUGACAAUAAUAAGCGAAUAAUGAAGUCAAGUUUUUUGUAGAAUAUUGAUUCCUACGCUUAUUGUCUUGUAAUUUUUAUUUUAUGAUUAUUCAUGCGUUAUUAUCUUGUGAAAAUUUAUACAAUAAUGUGCGACAUUGUUUCUAUUAACGAUAUAGCUUGUACUUAAUACAGUAUCGUUUUACUAAGAAAUUGUGAACAUAAUUAAAUUUUUUUAAAUAAAAUAUAUAUUCUUUUUAUAUACUA